AUGGCCAAAUCAACUAAUAAAAGUUCAAUCGACGAAUCAUCCGAUAUUAUCGAGCGUAAGGCAAUAAAUUCAAAUGGACAUCUUGGUUGUCUCUACGAUGGAACUCGAGAUCGAAUAAUUGAUAAAAAAGGCACAACCGUGCAAGAACAGUGGUUACCGCCCACCAAACCAGCACAAUGUGAAAUUAUAAAUAGUAUUGUGGAUUCACAGCCCAAUCUACUUCAAUUGAUUGAUGUUGAACCAGAAUUACGAUUAAGUUUAUUGUUGAACCUAGCUACUAGACCCGGAAUAGCACAAGUUUUAAAUUAUUCUCAACCGAUAGACCACCCUGAGAAUUCAACAACACGAGUUCUUGUAACUACCAAUCUGCAACAGAAACGUUUUGAAUCUUUCCCUACAACAAAAUAUCAUUCGAGCACUAGCGAUGAUAAAAUUACUAGUGAAUAUUCAUUGAUUAAUAGUGACCCACGUGAUCGAAAUCUCAGCUCCAGUGACCUUAUGAACGAAAAGUGCCAAUCGAAAUCGACCAAACUACAUCGAGAAGCAAAUAAAAAAGAUAAUAGCAGCUCUAUCUUAUGUCCAACACAUGCUGAUUCUCAUUAUUCUUCAUUGCCACAACAGCAUAUGACAAUAUCGACAUCAGAUAAAAUUGACCAACUUGAAAAUCGUUCAAAGCAGAAACUAUCCUCUCAAGUUAGCGCCCCUGAAACUUCUUCAACUUCACCAUUAUCUCCAUCUCCAUCACCACCAUUACCCAACGAUGAUACUAUUAAUAUUCUUCUUCUUGGUGAAACAGGAGUUGGUAAAUCAACUUUUAUUAAUGCUUUUGCCAACUAUUUGACAUUCAGUUCAUUUGAAGAAGCAGAAUCAAAUGAACCGAUUGUAAUCAUUCCUGUCUCAUUUAUUAUGACGAUUGAUGAUAAUUUUGAAGAACGUACAGUCAAAUUUGGUGAAGUCGAUAAUUUAAACAAUGAGAAUUUCAAUACCCUUGGUCAAUCCGUAACACAACAUUGUAAAUCUUAUGUAUUUGCUCUUAGUAAUGGUGAUGGAAGAAAGGUACGUAUUAUUGAUACACCUGGAUUUGGUGAUACAAGAGGUCUUGAUCAAGAUGAACAAAAUAUGGAACAUACUUUACAAUAUAUCAAUAAUCUUACCCAUUUGAAUGCUAUUUGUUUUCUUCUUAAACCAAAUAUAUCAAGAUUAAAUAUCUUUUUUCGUACAUGUCUUAUUCAACUGUUUUCUCUUCUUGCUCCAACAGCUCGUAAUAAUAUUAUCUUUUGUUUUACUAAUGCUCGAUCAACAUUUUAUACGCCUGGAAAUACAGCUCCAUUACUGAAGGCAAUGCUUGCAUCAUCGUCGAUCAAUGAUAUUUCUUUCAAAAAAGAGAAUACAUUUUGUUUUGAUAGUGAAUCAUUUCGAUAUUUAGUUGCUUUACAAAAUGAAAUUAAAUUCAGUGCUGAAGAAAAACAAGAGUAUGAAAUAAGUUGGUCAACAUCAGUAAGAGAAUCCAAUCGUUUGAUUAAUUAUAUUAGUAAAGAACUGAAUGCAUAUCGUAUAGACAAAGGAUGGCAAUCGAUUAAACAUGCUCAAUUCGAAAUCUCUUAUAUGAUUCGUCCAAUAUUAGAAACAAUAAGAAAUACUCUUCGUAAUCUCAUCUUAUACAAGGGGAACCUAUCGAAUCAAUACAUUGAAAUAAAUUCGAAACCUCUUCAUUUCGCAGCUAGUCGUUGUCGUUCUUGUAAAGGUGAUCUACAGCAAGUUGGUCAAUUUUGGAUUUUAUCUACUAGUCUACAUGAAGUUCAUAAUGACUGUCUCAUGUGCAAGUGUACGCUUGAUCUACAUGUUCCAAUUGAUUAUGUUCUCGACUAUAAAUGUUCAAAUAAAACUUCCAGUGAUCUUCAAAAUAAAAUGACCGAUAUACUAAACAAUCUGUGUCAUGCGAGUGCUAAAUUAGCUCAUUUUCUUAUCCAUACGGCUUGUUCUACAAAAGAUGAUCCAUUUUCGAUGGGCUUGGAAGAAAUGAUUGUAGAAGAAACAUAUAUCUGUGAAAUUCAAAAACCAAAUGAUUUCAACAUACAAUUGGUUCGAGAUUUGUCAAAACUUGAAAAUCAUGAUAUUGUUAAACAUAGUGUUAAUGUAUUUGAUAAAGCCAUCGCGUAA
Molecule: messenger RNA, 2160 nt
Organism: Rotaria sp. Silwood1
Lineage: Eukaryota; Metazoa; Rotifera; Eurotatoria; Philodinida; Philodinidae
Source: the annotation of a GenBank genome assembly